Molecule: messenger RNA, 1673 nt
Organism: Daphnia carinata
Lineage: Eukaryota; Metazoa; Arthropoda; Branchiopoda; Diplostraca; Daphniidae
Product: protein obstructor-E-like
Exons: 4
Coding region: 136-858 (240 amino acids)
Cellular component (GO): extracellular region
Molecular function (GO): chitin binding
Source: RefSeq, a predicted model, not a curated record
CGACAGCCGGCCAGCUCCAAGACGCACAAUCUCUCCGCUGAACGAAUCCCAUUAGAAGAAGACAAAUCACCUUUGUGGGGACGACGCUCAACGUUAGCUGUUUUUACUCUUCGUACAAACAUCUUUCAUUCAGCCAUGAAGGCUAUUGCUUGUUUUCUUGUCGCUUUGGCGAUUUCCUCCGCGGCUGCACAGCAGCUGAAACCUACACAAGUCGAUCCUUGCCAGGCUAAAGGCAAAAUGGCGGCCGACGUCACCUAUUGCGACCGAUACUGGGAGUGUAUCGAUGGCGUCGCCGAGCAGUUCGACUGUCCCAAUGGCCUGGUUUUCGCCGGACGCUCUCGCGGUCUCCUCGAGAACUGUGACUACCCAUGGAGGGGUGAUUCCUGCGAGAACAAGCAGCUGGCCAACACUCCCAUCAGUGUAGGACCUUGCGACUGGAAGUACGGUAUCUUCGGACACGAAUCAUCUUGCAUCCGUUACUGGACCUGCUGGAACUCGACGGCCACCGAACAGUUCUGUAUCGGCGGUCUGCUCUACAACGAAGAGAAACACGCUUGCGAUUGGCCCGAGGCCGUUGAGGGAUGCCAGAAACAUCCUUUGUGCAAGGAUGAUGCCAAUGGCAACGUCCCACUAGGCAAGUCUUGCAACCGUUACUGGGCCUGCCAGGGUGGCUACCCUCGUCUUCAACGUUGCCCAGCCACGUUGGUCUUCGACAAGCGCUCCCUCCGCUGCACUAACCCACCGACCGAGGAUUGCGAGGCUCCCCCACCACCACCUCCAGAGGAUGACCCCAAUGCUCCGGCUGGUCCCGCCUUCGUCGAAGAGGAAGAACCCGCUGCUCCUGCACCUUUGGUUUAAUAAAAAACUGAAGUAAGCAAUCAAAAAUUAUAUACCAACUACACACAGAAAUUAAGAAAGAAAAAAAAGGAACGUACCAAAACCUCAUUUCAUCUUUGUAUUAAUCAUCUUGAUUUGUCCUCUUCUUUCUAUACUAUUUUAGAAUUUUAUCCUAUCUUCUUCUACUCUCUUUUAAAGCAAAAAAAACAGAAACACAUUGGUACGAUUUUAAAGCUCCGAAUGGCCUAUCAGCAACGAGCAACUCAAUUCCAUUUCGUUUGAUUCCAAACUUUUCCUCUUCAUUCCGCUACAUCCUCUUUCCCCUCUUCCAUUUUGUUGGCCGCGUUCAUUUGCGAAAAACAAAAAACCAAAAAUAUUUUUCAGUAAAAAAAAAUCCUUUCCGCAGAUUGAUUCUGCAGGAAUUCGUAAUAUGGAAAAUGGCAACUGGUCGUUAGCCCCAUCAUUUAUUUUUUCUUCUUCCAUCUUUCGCCCUGUUCAUUUUUCUUUUAUUUCUCUCAACAAAUUUUUACCAUGUCAUCAAUUGUUUAUCUGGUCAUUGAGCGUCAAGUUUACGUGAUCCAGGUCCUUUUGUUACAUCGUUUCUAUUCCCCACCUUUAAAAAAAAAGAAACAACUCAGUUGACCUACCCACACAGCCCAACUUUUCUUUCUCCUCUUAUUCCCAUUACCAAGCGCUCCGUUCACGAAGUUGCACGCGAAGUGAAAAACAGAUGAUCAGCGCGUGUACUUUAACGUAAGAAAAUAAGAGAAAAAAGACUGUACCAUUCUUUGCUGUUGUAAAUAAAAAGAAAACAAAUACAAGAAAUUCGAAAAAUU